UCUGCUCGCUCCGUGUCCUCCCUCGGCGCCUCCGGGAGCCCGGCCCGCCGCCUGCUCGAGGCUCGGCAGCGGGAAGGAGGAAACCCAAGGCGGCCCUGCGAGGGCAGGCGGCAGCCGGGCGACAUGGGCAGCGCCGAGGAGGACUAUAACUUCGUCUUCAAGGUCGUCCUGAUUGGGGAGUCUGGGGUGGGAAAAACAAACCUGCUCUCUCGUUUUACCCGCAACGAGUUCAACCAUGACAGCCGCACCACCAUCGGCGUGGAGUUCUCCACGCGCACAAUCCUGGUGGGAGACGCCGUGGUGAAGGCUCAGAUCUGGGACACUGCUGGACUGGAACGCUACCGUGCCAUCACCUCAGCGUAUUACCGGGGGGCUGUGGGUGCCCUGGUCGUGUUUGAUAUCACCAAGCACCAGACAUACGAUGUGGUGGACCGCUGGCUGAAGGAGCUGUACGACCAUGCCGAGGCCAGCAUCAUUGUCAUGCUGGUGGGAAACAAGACCGACCUUGCACAGGCUCGAGAGGUGCCCAUGGAAGAGGCGAAAAUGUUUGCAGACAACAACGGGCUGCUGUUUGUUGAGACCUCGGCGCUGGACUCCACCAAUGUUGAGGAAGCAUUUGAGACCAUCCUGAAGGAAAUCUUCUACAAAGUGCAGAAGCAGAAGCAGAGGAGCAGCCAAAGCAACACGGUGUCACUUGCCAGUGAGAACCCUGCAAGCAUGGCCCCAGCACAGGCGGAAAGGCGCCCGUGCUGUGUGGCCCUCUGAGCCACUGGGCAACCCGGGAACUCUCCACAGGCGCCCGUGCUGUGUGGCCCUCUGAGCCACUGGGCAACCCGGGAACUCUCCACAGGCGCCCGUGCUGUGUGGCCCUCUGAGCCACUGGGCAACCCGGGACCCCCACAGCCCCAGGACACACCAGUGGCCACCAACACAGGCUAGUGUCACCCUGUCUGCAGUGCCACUCCUGUCCUGGUGCAGUGGGGACCAGCAGCCUGGGCAGGGGCCAAAUUCUGCCAUAAACAGUGAGAAGUGCCAGUUCCAUGAGCUCUUCUCUCUCUGUUUCAUUUUUGCUGAGCCCUGAUUAGCAUCGCCACUGUCACGCAUUGUUUCAGCCCUUCUGGACCUCCGGGGAAGGGGACCAGGACACCCCCAAGGCACCUCUGGGGAAGAAGCCAGGAGGUUCUGGGAAGAUGAUGCCAGCUACUGGAGCCUCUCUGAUUGCCUCUGGCCCUGGGCUUGCUCCUGUAGGGCCACCCUGUGCUGUGCACUGAGGAUGUGGCUGACCAACAGGUGUCUGUCCCACCAGGGACUGCUCUGGAGUCGAGCCAAGCCCUGGGGUGUGAAGUGGCAGCACUCAGCCCUUGAGCCUGUCUCAUCCCUAGACAUCUGUCCCAUCCCUAGACACGGGGCACGUGUGGCAGCAGGACCAAACAAAGGUGCCUGCUUGGCACCCCUCUGCAUGGUAGGACAGGG
Pseudopodoces humilis (Tibetan ground-tit) is the source of this 1473-nucleotide messenger RNA. It is a transcript of the gene RAB25, whose product is annotated as RAB25, member RAS oncogene family. The record is from RefSeq and is a predicted model, not a curated record. Lineage: Eukaryota; Metazoa; Chordata; Aves; Passeriformes; Paridae. Gene Ontology annotation, molecular function: GTP binding; GTPase activity.